AUGUUUCCGUAUCGCAGCCAUUUUGAUGGAUCAACUAAUCAACUAUAUACGAGAUUCUAUUCGCCUGCAUCUUGUAUAGCUUUGCAUGGUUGGUUUUCUUUUCUAUUUCGCUAUGCAAGAACGCCUUCUGCGCUGCUAAUGCGUUUUCAACGGUCCAUGCACAGGAAAAAUAACAGCGGAGAAAGGUUAUCAGCUUGGAGAAUUCCUCGUUUUAUUUUCUUCUCCAUUACAGUUUCUCCAUUGCUUUUCAGUCGACCAUCUGGAAGUGAUGCUUUUCAGAAAUCUGCUGAUCCACGAUGGCACGUUAAGCCUUUCAAUGCACUUGAUCAGGUAUCCUGA
This is a messenger RNA of Thelazia callipaeda (thelaziosis nematode), 339 nucleotides long. Lineage: Eukaryota; Metazoa; Nematoda; Chromadorea; Rhabditida; Thelaziidae. The record is from the annotation of a GenBank genome assembly.